UCAAUACUUCAAUCUCAAGUCCUAGACUAUCUAGUUAUCAUCCUCUUCGGCCUUCACUUUCAGACUUCACAUAAACCGCAAAUUUCAUCCCAAAUGGCAGCAUAUACUUUCAAAUUCAGACCAAUAUUUUCCACCCCGCUAAGAUUCACUCUCUGCUCCUCACAGAAAAGCACAAUUUCUUCCUCUUCUUUAACUAUUCAUUACCCAGAAUUACCAAACCAGUGGUCAGGUUUGCAAAAUUGGAGACAAAGCCCACUUAACCACCAGCGUUUAUGGGGACCCAAUGGCCCUGAUAAUAUUAUUAUACCCUCAAAUUCAACUAAAGAAUCCCUUUUGUGGGAAUCAAUUAACUCGGCGUCGUCUCUUGCUGAAAUGGGUACUGCUGUUCUUUGCACCAGUGAUCCUUUAAUGAAAUCGAAGCUUUCCCAUUUGGCUUAUUGUAGGUGGCGUCAAGAGGGUCUCCCUGUUGGUACUUUUCAAUCCCCGGCUCGGCCUGCUCGACCUUCCAAACCUGAACUGGUUCCAUCUAAAGAAAUUCCACCUCCUAAACACUCGGGUUUACCUCUCAAUGCAUAUAUGCUUCACAAUCUUGCUCACGUGGAGUUAAAUGCAGUUGACCUCGCUUGGGAUACUGUAGUCCGUUUCUCACCAUACAGUGAGAUUUUAGGUGAGGGGUUCUUUGCUGAUUUUGCACAUGUGGCUGAUGAUGAGAGUCGCCAUUUUGCUUGGUGUUCACAGAGAUUAUCUGAGCUUGGAUUUAGCUACGGUGACAUGCCUGCUCAUAAUUUGCUCUGGAGGGAGUGUGAGAAAUCUUCAAAUAAUGUUGCUGCACGGCUCGCUGCAAUCCCACUUGUUCAGGAAGCACGAGGUCUUGAUGCUGGGCCUCGGCUGGUGCAAAAGCUCAUUGGCUUUGGAGACCAUAGGACUUCCAACAUUGUGGCUAGAAUUGCUGAUGAAGAAGUUGCACAUGUGGCUGUCGGUGUCUUCUGGUUUGUUUCGGUUUGUCAGCAAAUGGGACGCAUCCCCUGCACAACUUUCAGAGAUUUAUUAGAGGAAUAUAAUGUGGAGUUAAAAGGACCAUUCAACCAUUUGGCUAGAGAUGAAGCUGGUCUUCCACGGGAAUGGUAUGAUCCUCCUUCAUCAAAUGUAGAAAGUAAGCAAAAGAAGCUAUCUCAGGUUUAUGACAGAUUGGAAUGCAUAAUUUCUAUGGAAAAGGAGAACUCGAGCCUGGGCACUCCACCCCAAUAAUUCCUAUACGGAGGAAUUGAUUCUGCCUGAAGUUCAUUUGAUCAAUAAACUGCAGUUGGUUCUGAUGAUUAUUCCGUUUCAAGUGAAUGCUCAAUUGGUUCACCGAUGGAUAUACUCGAUUUGGUGGAAAGUUUAGUUUUGCUGCAGGAGUAGCUCCGGCUCUAGACUGACUUCGUAAACAGAUCAGCUAAAAUUUCAGGGAGCUGGUCUGUCAAUUGUAAGCAAACUGAGUACAUCUUUGAUCCAACAAUCUGAGCAUGAUUUACUGCCACCACUAUAACCUAUUUGCCUUGGCUCUAGUACUUCCGGAAUAUGUUUUAAGUAACCACAUUGGUCUUUCAAACAGAAAGCCUAGACUAUUGGCCUCAGAAGCGUAAAUUUGGAGCUCAACUCUGAUGGUUUGUAGAAAGGUAUUCGUCCUUCAUGGCUGGAUUCCUGGCAUCAUUCUUUUUCUCUGAUAAUGGUGGUGUCCAUGCUAGCUUGCGCACACUUCAACUAUUCUACUGGGUAUGUGCUGCCUACCACCAGUUGGUAUCGGGUAACUCUGUCCAUCAAAACUCAAGCAUUGGAUUCCUAGCAUCAUAUUGGAUUGAGGACGGCUUUUUCUCAUGAUCAGAACACUGACAUAGCAUCAAAGCUCUUUAUAUUUUGAAGACUUCUCUCCCUUCCAGCUUCUACUCAUGCUGCGGUGGCAAGAAUUUGUUUGGCAGGACAAAUGUUGGUAUUCAAGUAUAGCUAUUACAGUUUUUUCCUUUUCUUUUUCAAUUUUUUGGAAGGUUGUAAGUUUUAAAAUAACCAAACUUUAGGGAUUUUGAGUGUUGAAUGAAGACACAUUUGUCUCUAAAAAGUAAUUUGCUUACCUGUAGAA
Messenger RNA from Nicotiana tabacum (common tobacco), 2116 nucleotides. RefSeq lists its product as uncharacterized. The record is from RefSeq and is a predicted model, not a curated record. NCBI's taxonomy places the organism in Eukaryota, Viridiplantae, Streptophyta, Magnoliopsida, Solanales, Solanaceae.